AUGAAUGAACAUGAAAAGCAAGACGAAAUAAUUGUUCACAAUGACCAAAUAUUGCAGCAAGUUAAAACAGAUUUCAAAUUAUUUCGUUCCGAAACUGAUCCGAUCAAAAAAUCUCAAAAUUUCAGCCUAUUUCUUUCUUCAUUCAACGAAUUUCUCGCCAACGAAACUGAUCACGAAACUCUAAUACAGUAUAUUCAAAAAUAUUGCAACUCAAUAGCAGAUUAUUCAACUUCAAUCAGAGAAGAAUUACCAAUAUUCAUUCAAACGAUGCAUAUAUUAGAAGUCAUUGCAGAAGUAUGUCCAAUGGAUGAAUUUAUCCAACUUUAUAUUUCGUAUUCAGUCACUUCGUUUCAUUUCGUCGACAAAUUUCAAAUAUCAACUAAAACCAUUAGUGAUUUACUUCAUACCAUUUUCAACACAGAAGUACUUUUUAAUCCAUUUUGUGUUUACAACGGAAUUGACAUUUUAUUUUACAAUUCUUUUGUUGGAAAUGAGAACAAAGACCUUAUUUCAACAUUUUCUGCCAACAACAUACCUCAAAUGAUCAACCAAAACCUCUCACAUUACAUUAAUUACGAAUAUUUUAUCACAAAAGUCACAGACAUUGCUUGUUCCCACAUUAUACAGGAAAAGUACAUCAAAGAUAGCUGUCUCUUUGUUGCGAGAGUGAUAAAAUACAUUUCAAUGAAGAACCACGACUGUAUCAAGUUUUUCGUAACUCACGACGGUUUUGUCACUUUUGAUUUAAUGUUGGCCAACUCAAAAAUCGAAGACAAGAUCGAUAUCUUCACAGAACUUCUCGAAAUAGACAACUCCGACGCUUCAAAACCUCCAAAUUUAGACACAAUUUUCCACAUCAAAUUGUUGUUCGACAACCAGCCUGAAAACCAAAGAAAUUUCUUCAAAUUGCUCAUCCAGACAAUUGACAAGUUCCCGAAUUCUGCCGAGGAAAUCGAUAAAAAGACAAAACUCACAAGUUGGAUGUCAUUCUUCGAUUUGAACUUGGCAAUAGAACUGAUUGAGAAAAUUUCUGUCAGUUCACCUUUGUUUGUCAAAAAUAUUUUGCCAUAUUUGUUCAGAAAAUUGAUUGGUGAAGAAAAAGAUGUUACAAAAUUUGACAAAGUACUGAAAAUAUUUUCUGAACAAAUCAAAAACGGUUAUUUAGAUAUCAGUUCACUUUUGGACAUUGGCUUUUUACAAAUUUUCAUUUUCUCUCUCGAAAAAGAAAAGCUUGUCAAAUUAUUGUCAAACAGCGACAAUUUGAGUGACAUUUUGAUUUCGUUUUUCAAGUCAGAGGAGAGUCUGAGUUUUAGAAAGCAAAUUUUGAAAGUUUUCUGCGAAAUUUUGGAAAUUGACAGAAAUCUGACAGUUAUCGUCCAUUGUUUAUCAUCUUUUAUAUCAGUUUCUCCUGAUUCAGAGAGUUUGCAGAUUAUCAUGGAUUUGGUCGACAAAAUUCCGUCACUUUUAUUUAUUUUUGACAAUUCCUUUUUGAAAAAUACAAAAAUUUGUGACAGAUUCUGCCAUUUUUCAUUGAAUUGGCUCUGCCAAAUGUUUUUAAAUCAGAAAAUAACAGAAAAUGAAUUUCUGACAACUUUAUCGUUUUUGACAAGUAAAGUUCAUUAUGUCAAAGUUGACAAAAUGAUUGAGAAACUUUUAGAAGAAGACAAACUGAAGUUAAAUGACGCAAAUGUACUGAAAAAUGCUGUUUUCGGGAGAGAUUUAGAAAGAAACUUAGUGAUGAUUCAUCCUCUUUGCAGGUUUCUGAAGGAAAUUCCAAUUAAUUUGCAUCCGUAUUCGAAAGCUGUUUUCGGACAAUAUUUAGACACAGAGAAACUAAUCAAGAGACAUGAUAUUUAUAACCAAUUUGUAUCAAACGAAAAAUUUAACAAAAUAUUGGAUAAUUUUGAUCAAAUAGAAAAUGACUUGCAAAUCAAUGAAAAUUUCGAUAAUUCUCCUUUGAUUUAUUUGGACUUUAAUUCGAAAAUUUCUGUCACUGGGACUUUUUCAUUGAUUUCGUUUUGGUUCAAGAAAGUUUUGAUAUCAAACGGGCCAUUUUUCGAAGCAAAGAAUGUGAAACUUUCUUUCGAAAAUGAUAAUUUGAUUUGUGGGGCAAAUGAUCAAAAAAUGACUUACAAAAUAUUGCCAGAAAAAUGGAAUUUCGUUUGUAUCCAGAUAGAGCUUUACGCACUCAAAAUAAAUAUCAACAGAAUUUCAACAGUUUUCAGUUUACUCAAAAUGGAUACAAAUUUCGCUUUCUGUCACUUUUUAACAGAAAAUUCAAAAGUUUACAUUUCUCCAAUAAUCAAAUUAUCAAAUCACAACAUCAAUGAUGUCAAAACACUGAUAUCUAAUGGUCCAUUCCACAAGAAUCAAUCAAAAGAUUUUGUUCAUCUGAAUUCUUGGAAUUAUUUCGACCACAAAUUCGUUUUCAAUGAUAGUUACAAAGCAAAAAAUUUUGUAACACAAAACUAUUUCGUUACUUUUCAUCAAAAUUCGUUUAUUAUUCCUUAUUAUUCAUUAUGUUCCCAUUUUUUGGAUUUCGAAAAGUUUAAAUUCGUGUUUGACAAAAUUGAGAACUUUACAAACACUCAGAAAACAAAAAUUUUGACAAAAUUGAUAUUAAUUUUCAAAAUCAAUGAUUCGAAGCAGAAACAAUUCAUUUUUUACUUGUCAAAAUUCAAAGAUCUUUUUACAAAUCCACAAUUAUCUGAUUAUUUAAUUGAUUCUCUUUCGAAAGUAUUCAAAGGAAAAGUUUUGUUGGAGAAUUUAUUGAGAGAAAGUUUGCUGACGAAAGAAAUCGUGAUUUCCAUUUUAAACAAAAUAAGAAAAGAAGAUUUCACAAAAUUGUUUGAAGACUUUCUUUGUCAGAUGAUAUUAGAAACAGAAGAAAUCGUUUAUCCGGUUCUUAAGAGAAUAUUUUAUUUCUCGAGAAUUCCGAAAUUUGUUAUUUGCGUCUUGAGAAGCGGUCACCAAAUAAAUUUGGAAAAAAUUCAAAUGUCAAUUUUGAAAAAUUUGACAGUUUUGGUGUCAGAAAAUGAAAAUUAUUGUCAUGUAAUCACGAAAUACUUGCAGUUCGAGCAUCUACAGAAUUUGUUUAUUGAAACCGAAUCAAAACAGAAGUGUUUUGAGAUUUUUGUUUUGAUCAUGAAAAUCCACUUAAUUUUGAAGAAUUUUUGCAAGUUUUCUCUGCAAUUUUGUUUUUCUUUGACAAAAUUAAAAGACAUUCCGGAAGUUUGGACUGUUCUCAUUGACUUACAAAACAAAAAACUCAUUCCUCAAAUUGCUUUGUUACAUAUGAUUUGGGCGGUUUUUCUAUCGUCUUUCUAUUCAAUUUCAUUUUUAGGAGGAAAAGAAAAUAUCUGCGAAGAAAAUGCAAGAAUUGUUUUAAGUUUAAUGCUGAAGAAUAUUUCUCAUAUUGCAGAAUCAAAUGAUUGCUAUUCUUUUAUUGUUAAUUGUUUCCCUUUAAUUUUCCAUUCGAAAUCUUUGUUUGGAAACAAAACAAUUGACGAAAAAGUAACAGUAGAAAGAAACAAUUUCGAAAACUUUCCUGAGUUAAGAGAUGAAUUCUGGCAACCAUUCAUAAAAACAGUUAGAAACAAUGAUCAAAAAACAAACAAGGAAGAAUUCCAUCAAAAAGAUGAAGAAAAACAUAGAAUUUUCAUUGAAGAAAAUGAAGAAAACAAUGAAUCUUUCACCGAAGAAAAGAAGAAAGCUGAAGAGAAAGAAAACACUACAAAUGAUUCUUUGAUAAAUUUGGAUGGUCUGCAAAACGACAUCCAAAACAGUUCUAAUUUUGAUUUAAUGAACAACGAAACCACACAGGAAAAUAAUGAAAUAUUUUAUUAUAAUGAGGAUAAAACAGAGGAAACAAAAGAUGUUUUCGAGUUUCUCAGCGAAAUUGUUUCAAAUUUGAUUCUUGAUUCGAAUUUGGAAGUAAAUUUCCAAAAUUUCAACGCUAUAAAUGCAAUUUCUUAUGUUUCUGACCAUCCUUUGAUUACAUUUCUCUCUUCUUUUGCUUUCAACGCAAAAUUACCAUCAUGUGAAGUGAUUUUGUCACUUUUAUAUAAUCCACUUUUUUAUGACAGCGAAAUUGGAAAUUCCAUCAAUUUGAUACUGGACAAAUCACUAUUUACAAAUGCAGAGAAAGCCGGAAAAGUGUUUGUGAAGCAAAUCCUAAUGUUUUAUGAUUAUAUUUUACACAAAUCCGACUACUCGAUAAAUCCAUACCAAAUAUUGAAAGAAAUCAUCGAAUUGGCCGAAAAAAUGAAGAUCAAGACUUCUUUGGCAAAUCAGUUCUCUCAAACUCUGCUUUCUUUCAUUUCACAGAGUGAAGCAAAAUCAAUAGAUUUGCUCUUAUCCGUCUUGUUUACGAAGGAAGAAACAUUAAAGAAAAUUAUCGAAUUCUCGACAAUAAAAUCAAAAUGGUUGGAAAUUUUGUCAAAAUUUGAUAACCAAAAAUCAAACAUUUUGAUUUCAUUUGUCAAGAAUUUCAGAUUGAAAGACAAGAACAAAGAAAUACUAAAUGGUUACGAAAUUUACGAAAAUUCUCGUAAUUCUUUGAUUGAAAACUUUGUUAAUUUUAUAACAGAAAAAAUGAAAAUCAUUUUGUCAUCGAAUUCGAUUUCUCUUACGAAAUCGAAGAUAUUAUCAGAGAUUUUGUUGUCAUUUCUAUCUACGACAAAACCAGACAACAUCGAAUACUGGACAGAAGAAAUCAAAUCCAAAUCAAUUAUCUCUGAAAAAAGAUUUUUGUCACAGUUUUCCAUUUACAAGAAACAACCAAAAUUUUAUCUGAAAAACCACUUUGAAAGUGAUUCAGAUAUAUUAGAGUUUUUCAAGCGAAAAAUCACUAAACCAGACAAAUUCUGCAAUUGUCUGGAAAGAUUUUUCAAUGAAUUUUCCAAAUCUUCUGUUUAUUUCAACGUUUCUUUCCAGAGAAAUUCGAAAGAAACUGAUUCCGUAAUCUUCUUUUUCCACAACGCUGUCAUUUUACUUAUUGGCUCUACUUUGGUUGAUGACCGUUUAGUGUUUAAUGACUAUGAUUUUUCUUUUGUUAUGGAAGAAGUUUUUAACCACACUUUAGGAAUCACUGCAAGAUUUUUCUCUUCUGUUUUGUUGAUGAUUGAACAAAGACAAAUUCUGUCUUUGAUAAAAUUCGAGAACUCGAAAUCUUUCUCAUUUUGGAGUUUGUCUUCUGGACAUUUCACUAUUAAAUGCCACUCAGAAGAUGAUUUCCAAAGAUCUUUGAAAUACAUCGAUGAUUUAAGUCAGUUUACAACUUCAGAAAUUUUUGAUAUCGAUAGGAUUACGAAUGAUUUCAAGAACGGAAAGAUCGAUACAGAAGAAUUUAUAUCUUUUUAUAAUCUACUGAAUGAAAAAUCAUAUUCCAAUUCAAAAAUUGAUUUUGAUGCCAAAAAAUCUCAAAAUUUGGAUUACAAAUACGAAAUUGUUGAAAAAUUACCAGAAAAUGUCCCUAAAAUUACUAAAUUCAGUGAAGAAAAGAGAAAUCUUUCCACAACUUCUCUACCUUAUGUUUACCAAGUGACAAAGGAAAACUUUUCUUUUGAGGAAAUCCGAAAUUUCUUCAAAAAAGAUAAAUUUUCUGCAAAAAUAAAAGAUGAUUCUUUAGUUAUCGAAUUUUGUGAAACAAAAGAAGUUGUGAGAUGGCAUGAUUCCAUUCUAAAACACUGGACGAACAUCUUUAUCGAUGAUGACUUUUGUUUUGUUACUUUCUCUUUCGAUGAAAUUUUAGUUUUCAGAGCAGUUUCAAAACAUCAAAAACCGAUGAUUGUCAGAAUUUGCCAGAUACAAACAGAAAAUGCAGAUUUACUAUGUUAUGAUAAAGAUAACCUGAUAAUUGCAUUAGCAAACGAAAUAUCAAUUUCAUUGAUUUUCUUCCCUCUAUGUGAAACAAUUUUUAAGAAAAAAGUUGAAGAAAAAAUUAUUUCUCUCCACUUUUUGAGGUCAAAUCUUUAUGUUGUUUACAAACAUUCAAUAGAAGUUAUUGAUUAUGAAGGAAGCACUUUGUACCAAAUAAGUUUUCCUAAUGAAAUUACUUGCUCUAGUUUGUGCGGAGAUCCGAAAUCAGGCGGGUUAAUAAUAGGACACAAAACUCGCGAAUUUUCUUUUGGUUUUGAAAACGAAUUUCAUCAAUCGAAACUUUCGAAUGACAAAGAGAUAGUAGCUUUGGAUUGCGAUGAAGCAGGAUCAAUAGCAAUCUGCCAGCUGAAGGAUUCCAAAUCAGUGGUUAUUUCCUCUCAGUGUUUGGGAGGAAAUUCAGAUUUAAUUUCCAAAUCUGUUGACAAAUGCUACAUCUGCCAUAAGCAUUCGUCAGAGAUUUGCCCAUCAUGCAUGAGAGCAUUAUGCUCUAAAUGCUUUGGAAGAGAUUCAAUUUGCCCAUUAUGCUUAGAGUAUUCUCAAAUUCAAUCUCAAAAAUAG
Messenger RNA from Trichomonas vaginalis G3, 6438 nucleotides. RefSeq lists its product as uncharacterized. Bases 1 to 6438 code for a protein of 2145 amino acids. NCBI's taxonomy places the organism in Eukaryota, Parabasalia, Trichomonadida, Trichomonadidae. The transcript has a single exon. The record is from RefSeq and is a predicted model, not a curated record.